AUGCGGCGCACGAAGCCUGACCAAAAUAUCAACCCUCCGUCAAGCAGCCGCGACUCAGCCAAGAGCUCAAGGAGUCUGUUCUCUCUGUCCAAAGCUCUUCCCACGUCGUCAACUACCCCGGCCGAUCGAGCGGAGGAUGCGAAGGGCCCUCUGGGACUGAACUUGCUACACUCACCGUCGAGUCCAGAGAUUGACUUUAUAUUUGUUCAUGGUUUAGGCGGAAGCUCUCGAAAAACAUGGAGCAAGUCAUCCUUGGAAACUCAUUUCUGGCCAAAGGAGUGGCUCCCCAACGAUCCGGCCUUCGAACGUGUCCGCAUCCAUAGCUAUGGAUAUGAUUCACAUUACUUGAAGGGGAAGGAAGAUUGCCUGAACGUCCAUCAUAUUGGCAAGUCCUUCCUGGGUGCCAUCAGCACUUCACCGUACAUCCUCAACUCAAAAACCUCUAUUGUUGUCAUCGGUCACAGUAUGGGUGGCUUAGUGAUGAAAAAGGCGUACAUUUUGGCCAAGCAAGAGGCAGUGCACAAGGACCUGGCUGAUCGCUUUCUUUCUUUCUUUUUUCUGGCGACGCCCCAUCGAGGCUCCAGGUCGGCCAAGAUGCUCAAAAGCCUCCUAAAGGUUGCUUACGACCGCGCUUAUGUGGGCAACCUGGAGCCAAAUUCUGAAGCUGUUCAAGUAAUCAAUGAUGAGUUUCGACAUGUCUCCGCUGGUCUUGAACUUUGGUCAUUUUACGAAACGCAGAACAUGAAACUAUUCAGCUCGCUCAUCGUCGAUCCCGAAUCUGCUGUCCUCGGGUACCGCGAAGAAAAGCAAAUACCAAUGACGGCCGACCACCGCUCGAUCUGCAAAUUCGAAACACCUGAAGAUCCCAACUACGCCAUUUUACGAAACGCACUCAUCUCGACAGUGGGAAAAAUCACCGCGGAUGUCCCUGAGGAGAAGCAGAAGCAGACUCGUGAGAGAAAGAGAGACUUGAAAAAAUUUCUGGGAGUUCCCGACAUCUUAGAUGAUGACCUUGCAAGCGUCUCCGAGGCCCGUAUGAAAGGGUCAUGCAAGUGGAUAUCGACCAAAGCCAGUUACAUCAAGUGGAGAGACGGGCAAUGCGGGGAUGACAGAACUCUGUGGAUCAAGGGCAAGCCGGCAACAGGAAAAUCCGUUCUUGCUGGCUAUGUGGUGGAUCAACUCAAAGAGUCAGGUCAUGCAUACAGCUACUUUUUCUUCAAACAUGGGGACAAAUCGAAGUCUAGCCUUGAUCGCUGUUUGCGAUCAUUGGCUUUCCAGAUGGCUAUUGCACAUCUUGAAGUUUGCGAUGCAUUUCUAGCGAUGCAAGCGGACGGUGUAUCUCUGGAUCGCGUUGAUGAACGUACACUUUGGAGGAUCCUUUUCAUUCAAGGAAUCUUUCAGACCACCAUGCCCCGGCACUUCUGGGUCUUCGAUGCCUUGGACGAAUGUUCUAACUACGUUGACAUUUUCCCUGUCAUGCUUCUCAGCAUGAGCGAAUCUAUACCUGUGAGAAUCCUCUUCACAAGCCGGGAUACUGUCCAUUUUGAUCAGGAUUUUCCUACUUCUUCAUCAUUUCCGAUUCAUUCGUUGAAUAUUUCAAUGGCAGAUACGGAGUCGGACCUCAGUCUUCUGGUUGCAAGAAAAACACAGAGCUUGGCGGUGGUUGGCCCGGAUGAUCGAGCUGCUUUAGCCGAAAAGAUUCUCGAAAAGUCAAGGGGGUCUUUCCUGUGGACAAUUUUGGUACUCAAGGAACUUCUCCGGUGCCAUAGCAAGAAAGCAAUUGAUCAAGUCCUGGAAGAUGUACCAAGAGGCAUGGAGCCCCUGUACAGCCGAAUUCUAGACUCCAUGUCACAGGCAACUAAUGGGAAGAGGUUGGCGAAGACGAUUCUCAUGUGGGUGGUAUGCGCAAUCCGGCCAAUGACAAUAAGCGAGCUGGAUGGUGCCUUGACUCUAGACAUCGACGAUUCGUUUCCAAGGUUGGAAGAAAGCGUCUCCGCUCUCUGUGGACAAUUGGUGGUCAUAGACAAAUAUGGGAAUGUGAAAAUGGUACACGAGACUGCUAGAGAGUUUCUCCUAGCUGGUGAAUCUGAAUCUGAGUUCUGUAUCAACUUAAUUGAGGCACACACUCGGAUGGCGCAGGUAUGCCUCAAUUAUCUUUGUGGGGACGAAAUGAGGCCUCCCAGGAACAAUCGACGCGGCUAUUCAGCAGCCCUACCGACAAAAAGGCAGGAUUUUGCUAUCUAUGCCUGCACAUCGUUUUCGUAUCAUCUUUCAAGGGCCGAUUCAUCCGCAGGAGACACGUUCCGACUCGUCAAGCAUUUCUUGAAGUCCAAUAUCCUCACUUGGAUUGAAAUAAUUGCAGAUUCUCAGGAUCUCAACCACCUCACCCGCGCUUCAAAGCGUCUCAAAACAUACGUCAAUGCCUGCGCUGCCGAGCGGUCACCCUUAGACCCCAGCAUACGAGCACUACGACAAUGGACUACGGAUCUUGCUAGGAUUCCCGCGAUGUUCGCCAAUGCCCUCAUGUUAUCUCCGUCGACGAUAUACUCCUGCAUACCUCCAUUCUGCCCCACGGAAUCUAUGAUACACAAAGCUGGGGCCUCAAGUCGAAGAAUAGGAGUAUAUGGUACGCUGAACAAGGACUGGGAUGACAGGCUGAUGUGCAUAGACUUCCGUCAGAGUCAGCCAAAGGCUUUGCGUUAUGGGGACGAUUUCCUGGCUGUUGGCCUUAGCUCAGGAAACGUCACAUUGUACCACGCCACAUCCUAUCAGGAGUACAAGGUCUUAAAUCACGGUGAAGCAGUACACUUCGUUGCUUUCAAACCAAAAACCGAUUUUGUAGCAACCUGUGGGAUGAAGGUGUUAAAGGUGUGGGAUGUUCAAAGUGGCCAAGUGGUACAUCAAUUCACGAGCCCUCCGCGCCCGCUGGGAAUGGAAUUUGACGGAGAUACCCUUUCGGUUGCGAGCCGCAACAACUACUUAAUGACCUGGAAUCUCGGAUCUCACAACAGCUUAGAGCCGAUGCAAAGGCCGUGGAGCGAUAGUGAUAUGCCAGAGGUAACAAAACCGUCCACAGGCGGAACUCCGUGUGCAUUAGCUCUCUCAUCAAGUCACAAAAUGCUUGCUGUUGCUUACAGUGGCAAAUCCAUCACCUUAUGGGAUAUGGAAGACGAUAUCUAUGUUGGUAGCUGCGGCAAGAAGCUUUCCAGCGGAGAGACUAGCACGCAUAUUGUGGUCUCGAUUGUUUUCAACCCCAAUCCUGACAUCAGGCUUUUGGCAGUCACAUACCUUGACGGAGACCUUGCUCUCCUCGACCCGUUUUUGGAUCAGCAGCUGGAAUGCUUCCGUGCCAAUAGCCAAGCCCUAGCCGCAAGUCCAAAUGGACGUUUCCUCGCAGCAGGUGGUGCGAAUGGAAUUGUCAACGUCUACGAAUUUGAUACCUUGAACCUCCUUUACCGUGUCAAGUCUUCAAACUCUUUCAUCAAACAGCUUGCCUUUUCCAAAGACAGCAUGCUUCUCGCUGAUAUACGAGGCUCUCAAUGCACAGUCUGGGAGCCCGAGGCCCUGCUACGAGAGUCUCUGGGAGAUGACAGCAGUGGAAACACCUUUACUUCAGUGGUCGAGACCGUUUCUGUGGAGGCCAAAGCAAGCAUCACUGCUAUCGUGGCUCACCACACGUCCGAAGUUAUCGUUUGCGGAAAGAGUGAUGGAUCUGUCGCACUGUACAAGCAAGAAACGGGGGCAAAUUUAGGGACUCUCUACAGACAUAAGUCACCGAUCCGUCUGUUAGCAUGGGUUCCAGACCGAGACGCCCUUCUGAGCGUCGAUGCUUCCAAUGGAAUCUCUCUGUACAGGGUUCAGAAGUCAACAGAAAAGGGUUGGCUCAGCGACUCGAUUCAAAUCUUCAAGUCACGCCUCGACUCCAAUGAGGCCAUCAUAGAUGUGUUAGUGGGUGAGAAAUCAGGCAGAUUUUUGGUAUCUACUCGUGAGUCCGAUCAUAUAUUCAGCUUGAACAGCGGUAAAUAUGAGAGAGAGCGGAAACACACUCAGACACCAGGGAUCCGCAAGUGGCUCCCUCAUCCGCGGUCACCCUUGCAACUGGUCUGUGUCGAUGGUAUCGAAGCUUGCACAUACUGCUGGGAUGACUUGUCUCGAGUCUCAUCUAUUUCAUUGCCGCUUGAAAACACGGUAGAGCUCAAAGACGCAGCCAUCUUCUCGAUUGGCAAGAAGCACAGGAUUGUGGUUGAAUUGAUGUGUCCGAAUAACUCUGUCAACACAAACAGGGUCUCAAUAAUCGACGCGAACUUUCUUGCACCUGAAAGCAAGGAGGUUCCUCCCUCGCAAGGAAGAAAUGAUUCUGUAAUGGCAUUAAAUCAAUCCUCCUCAGAUGGAAAUGAUAGUGACAGGGGCAUGGUGUCGAUUCCAGCAACUGCACUCCAUCCACAUACAAUUCCGUUGCAACUUCGUAUUGCCCAUGUCAUCGGAGUCCACGAAUCUGGGAGGCUUGUUUUUUUGAAUCGAUCCUUCUGGGUAUGCUCUAUUGACCUCAGCAAUAGUCCGUCAGAGGAUUCACAUCACGAAGGCUCCGCAGCUGUUGAGGUCACAGAGCAUUUUUUCGUUCCUUAUGACUGGUUUGCCGGAAAGAAAGACAUUGUCUGUGCUCUGGUAAAGAGAGAUAUCAUGUUAACUCGGGGUGGAGAUCUCGCUGUGAUCAGAGGCGGACUUGACUAUGCCGAGAGACUGCAUGUAGAAUAA
Messenger RNA from Penicillium argentinense, 4755 nucleotides. RefSeq lists its product as uncharacterized. The transcript is spliced from 2 exons. The record is from RefSeq and is a predicted model, not a curated record. Bases 1 to 4755 code for a protein of 1584 amino acids. Gene Ontology annotation, molecular function: protein binding; hydrolase activity, acting on ester bonds. Lineage: Eukaryota; Fungi; Ascomycota; Eurotiomycetes; Eurotiales; Aspergillaceae.